AUGGGUGGUGUCAAACACGAGCACAAUGAUGCUCCGCAGCAGCCCAGAGCCUCGCAGUCCACAGAACAGCCUCAAGAAGAGAACCAAUCAUCGGCCCAAGCUCCGAAGAAACGAGGAUGGCCCAAGGGAAAGAAAAGGAAGAAAGUGCUACCCAAUGGUCCCAAGGCGCCAGUUACCGGCUAUGUCCGCUUCUUGAAUGAGCGGCGAGAAGUAAUGCGGGCCAGAUAUCCCGACCUGCCAUUCCCGGAAAUCACAAAGCGGCUCGGAGCAGAAUGGACGCGAUUAGCACCAAACGAUAAACAGCGUUUCCUGGACGAGGCAGAGCGGGAGAAGAUGCAGUAUGCCCAGGAGCUGAAGGAAUAUCAUCAGACGGAAGCAUAUCAGAUCACUAGUACGAAGCUACAAGACAAGCGGAUUAAAAAAGAGGACAAUCCGUCUGUUAUUAUCAGCGCCAGUUCAGGCAUACCAAAGACUUCUGAACUCCCAAGCAGGUUUGACAUACCGAUCUUCACAGAGGAGUUCCUUGAUCAAAACAAAGCUCGAGAGGCGGAGCUACGUCGACUUCGCAAGGCCAACGUGGAGUUUGAAGAGCAGAACGCGGUGCUGCAGAGGCACAUCAAAGACAUGUACAACGCCAAAGAACGCCUGGAGGCCGAGCUGAGCCAGGACGAGAAGCGCACGCAGGCUCUUCACCAGCAUUUGCUGGCCAUUAAACACACGCUAGUCAACAGCUUGUCUGCUGUGCCGCUACCAGGCACAGGUGAGACAGCGUCCCUCGGAAACCUGGAUUCAUAUCUCAGUCGGCUCAGCGGCGCACUUGAAGGGAAUCCUCACAAGCACAGGGCAUUGCUCACACAGCUUUGUGAUGUCCUCUCUCACCUAGACAGGUAA
Molecule: messenger RNA, 891 nt
Organism: Nerophis lumbriciformis (worm pipefish)
Lineage: Eukaryota; Metazoa; Chordata; Actinopteri; Syngnathiformes; Syngnathidae
Source: RefSeq, a predicted model, not a curated record